Akanthomyces muscarius is the source of this 1257-nucleotide messenger RNA. RefSeq lists its product as uncharacterized. The transcript is spliced from 3 exons. The coding region runs from base 1 to 1257 and encodes 418 amino acids. The record is from RefSeq and is a predicted model, not a curated record. NCBI's taxonomy places the organism in Eukaryota, Fungi, Ascomycota, Sordariomycetes, Hypocreales, Cordycipitaceae.
AUGGGCACCCAGCGCGGCACCCAAGGCUCACCAACACAAGCAGCAGGUCGCGACGACCUACUGCAACAGCGCCAGGAGCUGCUCAACCUCACAUACAAGCGCGGCCAGUUCGCCACCUGUCCCGCGUGCCGACACGGUAGUACUACAAUAAUCGCCAAAGAGCGCCUUGCAGGAUGGCGAUACGCAGCCGGCACGGCCGUGGCCAUCAUCUUUGCGCCCCUCACGCUCGGAAUUAUGCUCCUUGUCCUCCCAUUACUCUUUAAGCCGCAGUUCGCAAUCCAUUCCUGUCGGCGUUGCGGCCUGCGCCUCGCCAUCACUACCGGCGGCAUGAGCGACUUUGGUUUCACGAUUGCCGCCGACGUCUCCGAGUCCAACUUUGCGCCGGCCGAGGACGACUGGCGACCCGACUUGGCGCGACUGCCAGGCGGCAUGCGCGUGGCGCGGUCUCCCCUGGGGCCACGACCGGAGAUUACGGAAAAGGAAAUGAAGACGUGCAGUCAGCGCUUCGCAACUUUGAAAGCCAGGGCGCGAAUAAAGCUCGUAUCUGAUGAUUGGCUCUGCGGUACAGUCAGGUGCAUGGAGAUGACUGGUGCUGAUAAUCCGCCGACUGCGCGAGAGUUAGAGGAAGGAGAAGGAGAGGUCUUUUGUCAAAUUUACCUCAAUAGCGUUGACGACCUCGGCUCGUACAACAAUUCCAACCCACACAUCAUAGUCAGCAUGCGAGCUGCAGCAGCAGCCCGUUUGCCAACAGCAUCAGACAGGAAGCAGCCACCGCCACCACACACCGCGGCCAACAACGACGAUUCGCAGCCCUUCGAAUUCACCGAAGCCUGUCGCAUCCAAUUAUUCCCUGGUGACGACUACUCCGUCCACUUCUACCUCCCCUCAAACGCCCCUCCGUCCUACUCGUCGUCCUCAUCGUCCUCAUCCCCGCCGCCUGUCGUCAACAGAUCUCCCGUCUCGAAGCGCUUCCGCACGCAGUUCUGGGGCGCCAUGCCCAUAUGGCGCUGGAAGUCGUCCGAGGGCAAUCUUCUGUGGGUCUCGCGGCGGUUCCGGGACGCAGAAAUGACGAAAUUGGAUGAUAGGCUGUGCCUCGUCGACGACUACGAGCGGAUAUUGGCGUCCGUGGACGGCUGGCUUAACACUGGAGUGCUGGGAGAAAUAUUGGGCAGCUACUGUGCGCUCCUUGCGCAGGUGAGAAGAGCCACCAAGGUACUGGAGAGAGAAGACCGGGAGAAGCGCAGUGCAACAUAUUAG